CCUACACGAUGUUACAAAACAAAAUACUCCUACGUAAACAGUAUUCCUAUCACUACAUAUUCAAUCAAUCAAGUUAACGAUGAUCAAAAGAACAAAUCCAUAACCGAAUGCAUUUAAAGUCAACGACCCGACCAGCUCACAUUGCACUGACCAAUACAACACGCGCUUUCGGAGACUGAAUCUCUCAAAAACACGUCGUUUCAUUUAAUCCAUACAAAGACUAUAGCCGGCUUAGUUGACUCACACGCCAUUCUCCCUCUAUAAAUAGUACUAUAUUCUAAUACUAACUCAACUCACUACAACUAAAAAACACACUUAGAUCUUCUAAAACCCUAAAAAAAAUAAAAUAUUCAAGAUGGGUUUGGUUAGAUCAGUAUGCUUAUUGGUUACCUUCCUCAGCUAUGUAGUCAUCUCGGUCCAUGGACAAGCCACGAGGGUUGGGUUUUACUCGACCACUUGUCCUACCGCCGAAACCAUUGUCCGAAACGCCGUGACAGCUGGAUUCAACUCUAACCCGAGAAUCGCACCCGGGAUACUAAGAAUGCAUUUCCACGACUGCUUCGUCCUAGGCUGUGAUGGUUCGAUCCUUAUCUCGGGAGCUAACACCGAGCAAACAGCCCGUUCGAACGUCAACCUCCGUGGAUUUGACGUCAUUGAAAACGCCAAAACACAGCUCGAAGCUGCGUGCCCUGGAGUCGUCUCUUGUGCUGAUAUUUUAGCUUUAGCCGCUCGUGACUCUGUCGUCCUCACAAGAGGAAUUAGUUGGCAAGUACCAACAGGACGUAGAGAUGGUCGCGUUUCUUUGGCUUCGAACGCUAACAAUCUCCCUGGGGCCGGUGACUCCGUUGCCGUUCAACAACAGAAGUUCUCCGCUGUGAGACUGAGUACACGCGAACUCGUCGUCCUCGUCGGAGGACACACGAUAGGACAAGCAGGUUGCGGUGCAUUCAGGAACAGGCUAUACAACAGUACUACAGGCCCAGCGGAUACAACCAUUGACCCGACAUUGUUGGCGCAGCUUCAGACACAAUGUCCCCAAAACGGCGAUGCAUCGGUACGUGUUGAUCUCGACACUGGAAGUGGUACCACUUUCGACACCUCAUACUACAACAACCUAAGCCGUGGCCGUGGAGUCCUCCAAUCCGAUCAAGUCCUCUGGUCCGAUCCAGCAACUAGACCCAUUGUGCAACAGUUGAUGAGUCCAAGAAGCACAUUCAACGCUGAGUUUGCUAGGGCUAUGGUCAGGAUGAGUAAUAUUGGUGUGCUUACCGGGGCUAACGGUGAAAUUCGUAGGGUUUGCUCCGCAAUUAAUUAAUUAAACGAUUAAACUCAGUGGUAUGAAUCUUAUGAUAAAAGUUCAUAGCUGGAUAAGUACUUGUUUCGAGUGUGGCUGGUUUCAUAAUAAAUAAAUUAAUAGAAAACGACAUAAUUAAA
Brassica rapa (field mustard) is the source of this 1434-nucleotide messenger RNA. RefSeq names its product peroxidase 71. Lineage: Eukaryota; Viridiplantae; Streptophyta; Magnoliopsida; Brassicales; Brassicaceae. Gene Ontology annotation, biological process: response to oxidative stress; hydrogen peroxide catabolic process. Gene Ontology annotation, molecular function: heme binding; peroxidase activity. The record is from RefSeq and is a predicted model, not a curated record.